Telopea speciosissima is the source of this 1260-nucleotide messenger RNA. Its product is annotated as GDSL esterase/lipase At4g10955-like. NCBI's taxonomy places the organism in Eukaryota, Viridiplantae, Streptophyta, Magnoliopsida, Proteales, Proteaceae. The coding region runs from base 178 to 1206 and encodes 342 amino acids. The transcript has 2 exons. Gene Ontology annotation, biological process: lipid metabolic process. The record is from RefSeq and is a predicted model, not a curated record.
GAAUAUAGAUUCAAUCAGUUCUCAUGCAUUUCAAAAAAAUGCAGAGUGAUAUGUUCAGUUUAUUGCUGAUUCAAGAAUCCGUUAUGCAGCAUCUUCCCCCUCCCCUUCAAGUUUUUGCAGUGUAUUUGAUCAUUGUUCCUGGUUCUCUCUGGUAAAACUGCAGAUUCCCAGAGUGUAAUGGCCUCUGACAGGGACUUCUUCAGCUUUUUAGGACCUUUACACCUCUCAACUGUUGAUUGGAACAAUGAACAUCACCGUAGAUCUGUUGCUGCAAGCUUGGUACAGGGUGUAUAUGUUUUAGAGCGAGAUCGCCAGCAGAAUCGUAAAGGACUUGAAUCUCUUGCUUCACCCUGGUGGGAAUUCUUCCAUUUUCAGUUGGUUCUUCAGCUCAGGGAUGAUGUCGAUUCCUCCAUCUUUGGUUCCAUUUAUGAAUUCAAACCUCCAGCUUGUAAUUGUCACCAUUCAAUCCAGGAGGCCCCAAGAUAUGUCAUUGCCUUCCGAGGCACAGUAAUUAACCCAAACUCCUUCACACAAGAGGACCUCAGAUUGGGUUUCCUUUUCACCAUUAAUGGACUCCAUGAAACCUCACGCUUUAAGGUUUCAAUGCAAGCUGUGAAGAACAAGGUUGAUGCAGCUGGAGCUUUAAAUAUCUGGUUAGCUGGUCAUUCUUUGGGCUCUGCCAUGGCAAUGCUUGCUGGCAAGAACAUGGCCAAGACAGGUGUUUUACUCCAAACGUUCCUCUUUAAUCCACCAUUCUCAUCUGCUCCAAUUGAGAAAAUCGAAGAUAAGAAACUUACACAAGUGAUACGAAUCACAAAAAGUUUUAUCACAGCCGGACUUGCUGUUGCUGUAAAGGGUCACCAAUCAGAGGAUCCCUUUGUUGUCUUGUCACCAUGGAUCCCCUGUUUGUUUGUGAAUCCAGCAGAUGACAUAAGCUCAGAGUAUAUUGGUUAUUUUGAGCACAGGGAGAAGAUGGAGAAGAUUGGAGCCAGGGAGAUUGAAGAACUGGCUACCCGGAAUUCCAUAAGGAAUCUUUUGUUGAGGAAGACUGAAACAGAACCUUUGCACCUCCUUCCAUCUGCAAAUCUUACCAUAAACUUAAGCCCAUCGCCAGAUUUUACAAGAGCUCAUGGGAUUCGCCAGUGGUGGAGACCAGACCUGCAUAUGCACUGUAAGCUAUACCAAUACAGAUGGAAGUGGAGGUGAAGUCCCUAUGUGCUUCUGGUUAUGUAUACUCUGAUAAGAACCUAAUUAACUGAA